Molecule: messenger RNA, 3618 nt
Organism: Naumovozyma castellii
Lineage: Eukaryota; Fungi; Ascomycota; Saccharomycetes; Saccharomycetales; Saccharomycetaceae
Gene: COP1
Product: coatomer subunit alpha
Exons: 1
Coding region: 1-3618 (1205 amino acids)
Source: RefSeq, a predicted model, not a curated record
AUGAAGAUGCUAACAAAGUUUGAGUCCAAAUCUACCAGAGCUAAGGGGAUUGCUUUCCAUCCCUCAAGGCCAUGGGUUUUGGUGGCUCUAUUCUCAUCUACAAUUCAGUUAUGGGAUUAUAGAAUGGGAACACUUUUACACAGAUUUGAAGAUCACGAAGGUCCAGUUCGUAGUGUAGAUUUUCAUCCAACUCAACCAAUCUUCGUCUCUGGUGGUGAUGAUUACACCAUCAAAGUCUGGUCUUUAGAGACAAAUAAGUGUCUUUACACAUUAAACGGCCAUUUGGAUUAUAUCCGUACUGUCUUCUUUCAUAAGGAAUUACCAUGGAUCAUCUCUGCAUCUGAUGAUCAAACAAUUAGAAUCUGGAAUUGGCAAAAUAGGAAGGAAAUUGCCUGUUUAACAGGUCAUAAUCAUUUCGUCAUGUGUGCUCAAUUCCACCCAACCGAUGAUCUUGUCGUGUCUGCCUCUUUGGAUGAAACGAUUAGAGUUUGGGAUAUUUCAGGUUUAAGAAAGAAGCAUUCUGCUCCUGGAACUUCCACUUUUGAUGAUCAAAUGGCUGCUCAACAGAAUUUAUUAGAUGGUGGGUUUGGUGACUGUGUAGUUAAAUUUAUUUUGGAAGGUCAUACUAGAGGUGUUAAUUGGGCUUCUUUCCAUCCAACUUUACCAAUGAUUGUAUCAGGUAGUGAUGAUCGUCAAGUAAAAUUAUGGAAGUAUAAUUCCACUAAAGCUUGGGAGGUAGAUACUUGCAGAGGUCAUACUAAUAACGUGGACUGUGUUAUAUUCCAUCCAACACAAAAAUUCAUCCUUUCUGUCGGUGAGGAUAAGACUUUGAGAAUUUGGGAUUUAGAUAAGAGGAUCCCUGUGAAACAAUUUAAGAGAGAAAAUGACAGAUUCUGGUUAAUUGCAAGCCAUCCAAAUAUCAACUUAUUCGGUGCUGCUCAUGAUGCAGGUAUUAUGGUAUUCAAAUUGGAUCGUGAAAGACCAUGUAACGUCAUUUAUCAAAAUCAACUGAUCUUUGUUAAUAAGGAGAAACACGUACAAAUGUUUGAUUUCCAAAAGAAAGUUGCAUCACUACCAUUUGCAUCAUUAAAAAUUUGUGGUCGUAUUUGGGAUGCAUUUAGAAGCAUCUCCUACAACCCAUCUCAGAAUUCUCUUCUGAUCAACACUGGUAAGAACUCCUUUGCCCUCGCUACCCUACCAAAGGAAGCUACUGGGGCAAUUCCAGUCCAUCUUGAGUUUGAAGACGAUGGUUCAUCUGUUUUAUUUGUCGCUCGUAACAGAUUUGUUGUUUAUGUUCAGGAUACUCAAACAAUUGAAGUUCGUAAUUUAGAAAAUAAGUGUACCAAAAAAAUUAAGAUCGACGAUACCGUAAAGGAUAUCGUUCAAGCUGGUCCAGGCCAUAUCUUAAUUCUAUUACCAAAGAAAGUUCUCUUGUGUGACAUUCAACAAGGUAAGAUCAUAACUGAAAUAGCUGCCAAGAACGUCAAGUAUGUUGCCUGGUCGUUAGAUAAUCAAUACGUCGCUUUAAUGAGUAAACACACCAUCACAAUGGCAACGAAAAAGCUAGAAAUGAUUAAUUCCAUGCAUGAAACAAUUAGAAUCAAGAGUGCAGCUUGGGAUGAAACUGGUGUUUUUAUUUAUUCUACUUUAAACCACAUCAGAUAUGCUCUCUUAAAUGGUGAAAGAGGUAUUAUUAAAACCUUAGAGAAAGCUUUAUAUAUUGUUAAAGUUCAAGGCCAAUACUUGUACGCUUUGAAUCGUGAAGGUGAAGUUGAAAUCUUAACCAUCGAUCCAACUGAAUAUCGUUUCAAGAAGGCAUUGGCUAAUAAAAAUUUCCCAGAAGUUUUACGUAUUAUCAAAAAUUCUAAUUUGGUCGGCCAAAAUAUCAUCUCUUACUUACAAAAAUCUGGAUACCCUGAAAUUGCUCUACAAUUUGUUGAGGACCCUCAAGUUCGUUUCGAUUUAGCUCUAGAGUAUGGUAACCUAGAAGUGGCUUUAGAUGAAGCAAAGAAAUUGAACAGUUCUGCAAUUUGGGAGAGGUUGAAUAAGGCUGCUCUUGAACAAGGUAACGUUUCUUUAGUGGAAAGAAUUUAUCAAACUCAAAGUUCUUUCGAUAGAUUGUCAUUCUUAUACCUUUUGACAGGUGAUCGUUCAAAAUUACAAAAGAUGGGAACAAUUGCAGAGAAUCGUGAGGAUGUCCCAAGCAUGAUCUUGAAUUCUAUUUACAGUAACUCUACCGAGUCAAGAGCAAAGAUUUUUGCUGAAGCUGGUUCGUUGUCAUUAGCCUAUGCUGUUGCCAAGGCUAAUGGAGAUGAUGAGACUGCUGCUUCCUAUUUGGAACAAGCUGAAUUAGAUGAACAAGAUGUAGUCCUACCAGACCAUUUACAACCAUCUAACUCUGUCAAGAGCCCAGCGAUAACUGAACCAUUUGGAGAUUGGCCUUUGAGAGAAGCUGAAUUAUCCUAUUUCGAAAAGGCUGUUUUGGGUCAAAUUGAAGACCUUGACAUUGAGGAACCUUCUUCAGCAGAAGCAGCAGCUACUUCUAUGAGCGCUGAAGGUGAAUUUAUGGAUCAAGAAAGCGAAGAGGAAGAAGAAGAGGAAGAGGAAGUUGCAGACGCCUGGAACUUAGAAAAUGAAGAUCUUGAUAUUCCUGAAGAAGAAGGAGAAACUGAAGCUCCAGAAAAAGAGGAAACGCUUGCAGCUGAAGGAACUGAGGUGUCCAAGUGGGUCAAGAAUUCCAAAUUACCAGCUGUUUUAGUCGCUUCUGGUGCAUUUGAGGCGGCGGCUCAAGCUUUGAACAAACAAGUGGGUAUUGUUGAAUUCGAACCUUUAAGAAAAUAUUUCAUUGAAAUAUACGAGAGUUGUAGGACGUACUUAUCUGCAACCCCUAAUGAGCUUCCACCAUUGGUCGGGUACAUUCGUUUGAACCCAGAACUGGAAGACUCAGAUGCACUACCUUUCAUUAGAGUUACAGAAGUUAUUACUGAAAAGCUAAAUGAUGGGUUUAAGCACUUCAAGGCAAACAAAUUGGAAUUAGCUAUUGAAUCCUUCCGUGAAGUCAUUUAUUACGUUGUACUAAGUGCCUUGGGAAAUGAUACUGAGGAGGAAGCUGCUCGUAACGCUUUAUUAACGGCUAGAGAAUACAUUCUCGGUCUAUCUAUUGAACUAAAGCGUCGUUCGCUUGCAACUGAAGAUGUUAAACGUAAUCUAGAGUUAGCUGCAUACUUUACCACGGCGAAGUUAUCACCUGCUCAUCGUACUAAUGCUCUACAAGUGGCCAUGUCUCAAAAUUUCAAGCACAAGAACUACGUACAGGCUUCUUAUUUUGCUGGGGAAUUCCUAAAAAUCACGACAAGUGGUCCACGUGCUGAUCAAGCCCGUAAGAUCAAGGACAGAGCCGACUCCAUUGCUCAUGAUGCUAUUGAGCUGGAUUUCGACCCAUAUGCUAAGUUCUCUAUUUGUGCAGCUACCUAUACCCCAAUUUACAAAGAUUCUCCAAGUGUGACAGAUCCGCUAACAGGAGCUAAAUACCAUAGCUCUGAAAAGGAUACAAUCGACAAGAUCGCGGGUAUUUCAAAAGUGGGUGCAUCUGCAUCAGGUUUGAGAAUACGUCUAUGA